Molecule: messenger RNA, 1695 nt
Organism: Neomonachus schauinslandi (Hawaiian monk seal)
Lineage: Eukaryota; Metazoa; Chordata; Mammalia; Carnivora; Phocidae
Product: obscurin-like
Exons: 7
Molecular function (GO): protein binding
Source: RefSeq, a predicted model, not a curated record
UUUCCCUACCUUCCCUGUGUGCACAGGUUGGGGUCCCCACGGUCCCACCUGGGAAGCCACAGGAGCAUCAGGAGCAGCCAGCUGCCGUUUGCCCACCACCAGGAGACCUGAGUGACCCGUCCAUGGACAAGGCAGCUGUGAAGAUCCAGGCUGCCUUCAAGGGUUACAAGGUCCGCAAGGAGAUGAAGCAGCAGGAGGGACCUGUGUUCUCCCACACAUUUGGGGAUACUGAGGCACAGGUGGGGGAUGUCCUGCGUCUGGAGUGUGUGGUGUCCAGCAAGGUGGAUGUGCGUGCUCGCUGGCUGAAGGAUGGCAUGGAGCUGACGGACGGCCGGCACCACCACAUCGACCAGCUCGCGGACGGCACCUGCUCCCUGCUGGUCACGGGCCUGGGCCGGGCUGACGCUGGCCGCUACACCUGUCAGGUGAGCAGCAAGUUUGGCCAUGUGGCCCACAGCGCUUGUGUGGUGGUCAGCGGGACUGAGAGCGAGGCAGAGAGCUCCUCAGGGGGUGAGCUGGACGAAGCCUUUCGCCGGGCGGCCCGGCAGCUGCACCGUCUCUUCCGCACCAAGAGCCCGGCUGAGGUUUCAGACGAAGAGAUCUUCCUCAGUGCAGAUGAGGGCUCAGCACAGCCUGAGGAGCCUGGGGACUGGCAGACGUACCACGAAGAUGAGCACUUCGUCUGCAUCCGCUUCGAGUCGCUUGCCGAGUCCCACCGUGCGGCCACCUGCUUCCGGGAGAUGUUUGGCACCAUGGGCAUCAGGGUGGACAUCAGCCUGUCGGAGCAGGGGCCCCGGGGGGUGGAGAUGCGCAUCAGCAAGGUGGGUCCCGCCCCUGCCGCGCCUCAGGAGAUGGUGCCCCGCCCGCUGACUGCAGAGGCCGCCCCAGUGUUCCUGACUGGGCUGCAGGAUCAGGAGGUGCAGGACGGCUACCCCAUGAGCUUUGACUGCGUGGUGACAGGCCAGCCCAUGCCCACCGUGUGCUGGUUCAAGGAUGGAAGGAUGCUGGAGGAGGAUGACCACUAUAUGAUCAGUGAGGACCAGCAGGGCGGCCACCAGCUCAUCAUCACAGCCGUGGUGCCCGCAGACAUGGGCGUCUACCGCUGCAUGGCUGAGAACAGCGUGGGCGUGUCCUCCACGAAGGCGGAGCUCCGCGUGGACCUGACCAGCACAGACUAUGAAACUGCAGCUGAUGCCACGGAGACCUCCUCCUACUUCAGCGCCCAAGGCUACCUGUCCAGCCGGGAGCAAGAGGGCAUGGAAUCUACCUCAGAGGAGGGUCAGCUGCCCCAGGUGGUGGAGGAACUCAAGGACCUCCAGGUGGCCCCCGGCACACGCCUAGCCAAGUUCCAGCUCAAGGUGAAAGGCUACCCAGCACCCCGACUGUACUGGUUCAAAGACGGGCAGCCCCUGACGGCUUCUGAGCACAUCCGCGUGGCUGACAGGAAGACGCUUCACACCCUGGAGGUCCUGUCGGUCACCAGUGAGGACGCCGGCCAGUACUCAGCCUACAUCAGCAACGCCAUGGGCGCCGCCUACUCGUCCGCCCGGCUGCUGGUCCGGGGCCCCAAAGAUCCUGAAGAGAAGCCAGCCUCAGAUGCACACCAACAGCUGGUGCCGCCCCGAUUCCUGGAAAGAUUCGCCUCCAAGAAAGUGAAGAAAGGCUCCAGCAUCACUUUCUCAGUAAAGGUGGAAG